Molecule: messenger RNA, 2925 nt
Organism: Hibiscus syriacus
Lineage: Eukaryota; Viridiplantae; Streptophyta; Magnoliopsida; Malvales; Malvaceae
Product: disease resistance protein RPM1-like
Exons: 3
Coding region: 35-2878 (947 amino acids)
Biological process (GO): defense response to other organism
Molecular function (GO): ADP binding
Source: RefSeq, a predicted model, not a curated record
AAAAGGUGGUGAUAUUCUGAAGUGCGAGAGAAAUAUGGCAGAGAGUGCAGUUCAAUUCUUACUGGAAAAGCUGGCGCCUUUGUUUGAAAAGGAGAUGCAACUGUUGAGAGGGGGUAGAGAAGAAGUUGCGUACGUAAGGGGAGAAUUGGAGCGCAUGAGAGCCUUCUUGAGAGUUGCAGAUGCAUUGGAAGACACUGACGAGGAACUCAAGGUAUGGGUCAAGCAAAUCAGAGAUAUUGCUCAUGACAUGGAGGACAUUCUCGACGAAUACAUGCUUCUCCUCACCCAUCAUCAUGGACGAGGUCUCUCUUCUUUUCUUCACAAGAUGUCUUGCUGUAUUCGGAACAUGAAGGCUCGUUAUCGGAUCGCUUCUGACAUACAAGGCAUCAACUCCAGAAUACGAGACAUCUGUGAUGGACACCGUAGGCUUCGUCAGAGAUUCUGUGCUGAUGAAGGAUCUAACUCCAACAGUGCAGGCAAUGCAUGGCAGGACCGCCGAGAGGACGCCCUUCUUUUGGAUAAAACGGAUGUAGUCGGCAUCAACGAGAGCAAAAAGAAGCUUGUCGGAUGGCUUAUCGAUGGCGGUACAGACCGCCGAGUUAUUUCACUAUUGGGAAUGGGUGGUUUGGGGAAAACCACGUUGGCGAAGCAAGUGUAUGAUGAUGCAGAAGUGAAGAAACAUUUACCGAUCCAUGCUUGGAUCACGGUUUCACAAUCUUUCAAGUUGGAGAGUCUCCUUAAAGACAUGGUUCAGCAACUCUCCAGAGUGAUUAGUAAACCAAUCCCUGAUGGAGUGGACAGCAUGAGCAGCUAUCAACUCAAAACAAUAAUAAAAAACUGGCUGCGAAAAAGAAGGUACCUGAUCAUUUUGGACGAUCUGUGGCACAUUAACGGGUGGGAUGCUAUCAAGUUCGCCUUGCCUGCUAACGAUUGCGGCAGCCGGGUGAUGCUUACCACACGAAAUGCGGACUUGGCCUUUUCCUCUCGCAUAGAAUCCGAAGGUGAAGUGUACAAUUUGGAGCCUUUGCCUCCUGAAGAGUCCUGGACGUUGUUUUGUAGGAAGACUUUUCGAGGAAACUGUUGUCCUCCCCACUUGGAGGAAAUCUGUAAACAGAUCUUGAAGAAAUGUGCGGGGUUGCCUCUUGCCAUUGUUGCAAUUAGUGGUGUUUUGGCUACGAAAAACAAGCGAAGAAUAGACGAAUGGGAAACGAUUGGUCGUAGUCUUGGAGCUGAGAUCGAUGGCAAUGACAAGCUUAUGAAUUUGAAGAAAGUAUUAUCUCUCAGUUUCAAUGAUUUGCCAUACUAUCUGAAAUCAUGUUUCUUGUACUUGAGCAUCUUUCCCGAGGAUCACCCGAUCGAGCUUAUGAAGCUGAUACGACUUUGGAUAGCAGAAGGCUUCGUUGAAACAAAACAGGGAAAGACACAAGAAGAUGUAGCAGAGGAUUUCUUCAACGAGCUCCUAAACCGAAGCUUAAUUCAAGUAGCGGGGAUGACCAGUGAUGGUAGGGUGAGGUCAUGCCGCGUUCAUGAUCUUGUUCGAGAGAUCAUCAUAUUGAAGUCCAGGGAGCAAAACUUUGCUGUCAUAGCAAAAGAUCAGACCGCGGUGUGGCCCGACAAAGUUCGACGCCUCUCCAUUCAUAAUACGUUGCAGAACGUACUUCAAAACAGGUUUGUUUCUCAACUGCGGUCUCUCUUCGUGUUUGCGGUGGAAGAAAAUCCAUCCUUGCAUAAACUAUUUCCUGGAGGCUUUAAGUUACUUGCUGUGCUUGACAUGCAAGCUACACCCAUAACAAAGUUCCCAAUUGACAUUGCCAACCUGUAUUAUUUAAAGUACUUAAACUUAAGGGGAACCAAGGUAACAAUUGUUCCUAAGUUCAUAGGAAAGCUUCACAAUCUUGAGACCUUAGAUCUUAAACAUGCCUAUGUUACUGAAUUGCCAGUCGAGAUCCUACAGCUGCAGCGUCUCCGUCAUCUUUUAGUGUACCGAUACGAGUUCGAGUCGUAUGAUUAUUUCCACUCAAAAUACGGGUUUAAAGGUUUAGAAAGAAUAGGAGAGUUGCAAUCCCUUCAAAAGCUGUGUUUAAUAGAGGUAGACCAAGGGAAUGUGAUAUUGACAGAGUUGGGGAAACUCACUCAGCUGAGGAGACUCGGUAUCACAAAGUUGAAGAAGGAAGAUGGGCGGAAACUGUGCUCCUCUAUCGAAAAGCUGACAUGUCUUCGUGCUUUGUCUAUUAUAUCGAUCGAAGAAAACGAGCCCAUCGAUGUUCAACACCUCGUAUCUCCACCUCCAUUGCUUCAGCGACUGUACUUGAGAGGCAGAUUGGAGAGCAUGCCUCAUUGGAUCCGCUACCUUCAUAGUCUAGUUAAACUGUACCUAAAAUGGAGCCUCUUACCGGAAGAUCCACUAGUUUGUCUCGAACAUCUACCGAACCUAGUCCAUCUCGAAUUAGUACAUGUUUAUGAUGGAGACACACUGUGCUUCAAUGCUGGAGGGUUCAAAAAGUUGAAGCAUCUGGGCCUCGACAACUUCGACGAACUGCAAUGGGUGCAAAUCCAGGUGGGGUCGAUGCCGGGUCUAGAAAAGCUAAGCAUUCAGCGAUGUAAAUCAAUGGAGAAGGUGCCCUUGGGGAUCGAACAUCUUACGAAGCUGAAUGUUCUCGAAUUUUUCGACAUGCCGCAUGAACUUAUAAGGUCCCUACGGCAGGAUGAACAAGGUGAAGAUUACUGGAGAGUUGCUCACAUCCCUGAUGUGUAUUCUACAUACUGGAGAGAUGGAGCUUGGGAGGUGUAUUCGUUGGAGAGUUUUAUUGAAGGAGAGAGCUCUCCUCGCCCCAACACUGUCAUAAGUAGCCAGGAUCUUCAUGCACGUUGGAAAUGACCAAAACUCCCACACACUAAUAUUAAUGUAUUAUUAUGUAGAUAAUG